CAUAUAAACCAGGUCUUCCAACCACCAAAUUUCACGAAGAAUUUCAAGAACUUUAGCCCUCCGUAGCAGCUCAUGGUUGCAGUUUCUCAUUAAGCAGUGGUUAUAGCUGUCACUGGAUUGUAUUUGAAGGUUACAAAAGCAUUUUUCUCAACUUAUCAAUAUUCUGAAGUUCAAAGCCUACUUGCUGCAUCUUGAUUCCAAUUUCCGAUCCGUAUGCGUUCGAGUUACUAAUUAUUUUUUCCCUUCAUCUUAAUACAUUAGACUGGUAAUAAAGAUAGAACUCUGCGUUUUGUGUAGUUCAAAUUCAUAUGGAUUGUGGUUUUUCAGGUUUGAAGAGCUUUAUUGAUUGCCUUAAUUUCUGGUACUGCACAAGAAAUAAAUGGAUAAUUUUGAAUGGAGUGAUUUCACAAAUACUUCUGUUUCAUGGAGAAAUCAACGGGAAAUUGAAGAAAGCUUGAUCAUUUCCGAAUCGAACGGCUGUUCCUAUGGGAAUGAUGGGAAGAUGAACAUUUCAGACUAUAUUUUCAGUCCAGUUGAUCAACAGCUCCAGAAAACUGAGAUGAUUCAGCAGUUGGGUCUUUCAAACUGGAAUAUGUCGACAAUGGCUCCAAAAUCGACAAGUCGUGGAGUCACUAUUAAUGGCCAAAUGAGUUCUUCUCAAGUUAAUAGGCCUAAUUCUGCAGUGAUUAAUCCAGAAAAUUGCCUGAAUGCAGAAUUCAGCCUAGAAAAUGGACAAGUUUUUGGUGGUCUUCAAGAAAUCGAGGCUGGAAUUUCGAACCUGGACUCUCUUGAAUCAAUUGAUUGCUUGUUAUCAGCAACAAACAGCCAGACAGACACAUCAGUUGAAGAUGAUGGGAUUUCCAUGUUUUCCUCUGAUUGCAAAGCAUUAUGGAAUCCAAAUUCAAGCGCCCCCAUGAUAAAAUCAAACGGCACAUCUUCAUCCACUGUAAAACAUUGCACCAAUAAAACAAUAUCACAAGUUUCGACCCAUGAAUAUGUCACUCAAUCGAAGUCUUCAGGUGCUAAUAAGCCCAAUCCCUACAAGAGAAGCAGAUCAGAAAGUCAACUGACUGUACCAAAUGGACUACAGUACCAAAAUCUUGAUUUUCAUCAGUCAAAUUAUUCGACUAAUCCCCCAAAAUCCAAGAAGCCCAGAUCAGAUAACCAUUCAAGUUCAUCAAACAUAAACUUCCAGCAGCCUACCUCAUAUGCAUCCUCCAUGGAUGAACCUGAUUCAGAAGCUAUAGAGCAAAUGAAAGAGAUGAUUUAUCGAGCUGCAGCCUUCAGGCCAGUGAGUUUUGGCGCCGAGGCGGUUGAGAAGCCCAAAAGAAAGAAUGUAAGAAUAUCAAAUGACCCACAAACUGUUGCUGCAAGACAAAGAAGGGAAAGGAUAAGUGAAAGAAUUAGGGUUUUGCAAAGACUGGUCCCAGGGGGUAGCAAAAUGGACACUGCAUCAAUGCUUGAUGAAGCUGCAAAUUAUCUCAAGUUCCUCAGAUCACAAAUUAAAGCACUUGAAGCAUUUGGCCAGAAGAUUGACACUACUGCCAAUUUCCCUACAGUUACAAAUACUGCUUUCUACACAUUCAAUCCUCCAUUUGCCAUGCAAAAUCAGUUCUCUCUGCAAAACCCUAAUCCAAUCCACCAAUCAAGAAGUUGAGAUUUUCAUUUUUUCCCCCUCCAUGAUCUAGAUAUCAUGUUCUGAUGUUAACCAUAUAAUUUGUCCCAAAAAUCUAAUCUUUGUAAUGAUAGUAAUCAUCAUUAGCUCAUCAUGAUGUAACUUUGAAAAUCAUUAAUCUUUAUGGCCUCAAACUACAAGAUUCAUAUCAUGAUGUAGCCAUGAUUAUUGCUUA
Olea europaea var. sylvestris is the source of this 1850-nucleotide messenger RNA. RefSeq names its product transcription factor bHLH87-like. The coding region runs from base 380 to 1657 and encodes 425 amino acids. NCBI's taxonomy places the organism in Eukaryota, Viridiplantae, Streptophyta, Magnoliopsida, Lamiales, Oleaceae. The transcript has 2 exons. Gene Ontology annotation, molecular function: DNA-binding transcription factor activity; protein dimerization activity. The record is from RefSeq and is a predicted model, not a curated record. Gene Ontology annotation, biological process: regulation of DNA-templated transcription.